Molecule: messenger RNA, 2404 nt
Organism: Eucalyptus grandis
Lineage: Eukaryota; Viridiplantae; Streptophyta; Magnoliopsida; Myrtales; Myrtaceae
Product: LEAF RUST 10 DISEASE-RESISTANCE LOCUS RECEPTOR-LIKE PROTEIN KINASE-like 2.1
Exons: 3
Coding region: 376-2052 (558 amino acids)
Biological process (GO): protein phosphorylation
Molecular function (GO): polysaccharide binding; protein kinase activity; ATP binding
Source: RefSeq, a predicted model, not a curated record
AGGUCCUUAUUGAAGUUUCCUCAAAGUGAACCGUGAAGGAGAUUGGCAAAGCUCGUUGAUUAGUCAGGGGCUGCCCUGUAGGAAUUGUAAAUUGGGGAAUAUUAGUCCAAGUCGUCCCAAGUCAACUUUACAAUUAGCUGGCAGCUCAAGCUACUUGGCUUUGUUUCCACGUGCCUUGUUCUCCUUCUUUUCCUCUUAGCUUCUGUCUCACCGCGCCAAAGUCUUGGUCUUCCGUGGGGCCAAGGCGAGAGGUUCUCGUUAGUGCAUCGGGUCAAGUCCUCCAUUCCAAAACCAGCAUUAUUAUUUAUCUCUCUGCAUCCUCUUCCUUUAUAUAUACCCUCCUCCUUGUUUUGCUUCAACUCCAGCUCCCUUCAAAUGGAUCUUACCAUGUCAUGUUCCUCUCUCUCCUUGCUCUUCUUCCUCAUCUCCCUCCAAAUUCACUUCCUGGCGCCAGCUGCCAGCGCGUUCCCACUGUUCCAAGAGUGCGCUCCUUCUAAUUGCGGAGGUCAAGAAGUCAGCUAUCCUUUCAGGCUUGAUAAGCAACCGACAUACUGUGGGCAUCCAGGCUACGAGCUUGACUGCGACGGAGAUAGCCUGACACUGUCCAUCGAGUCCCUGGAAUAUCGAGUGAUCCACAUGAAUACCAGCACACAGAUCCUCGUGGUGGUGAGGAUGAAUUUAUCAGAAGAUAUAUGUCUUGAAACAUAUAAUGAAACCACUUUAGACUUGAAUCUCUUCAACUACACUUCCAACGACCUCAAUUCCACCUUAUUCUACAAUUGCGACUCACGGCCAAACCUCACAUUGCCGACCUCUCCACCUUAUCGGUUCUCUUGUCCCAAUUCUAAAGAUGGCUACUUUGUUCCCGGGGACAACCUUCCAAAGCCACUGCUCAGCACUUGCAGUUCCAUUGUUCAUGUCCCGAUUUCAAAAAGUGAACCUUUAGGUUUUCCACCACCUUCAAUGGACGGCAACAAUAAUCCUACUAUUAGUGAGAUCCUCAACGAACGCUUUGAGAUCACCUGGAUUCUCAACACUUCGCAGUGCGAAAGUUGCAAUAAAUCCGGGGGAAGAUGCGGGUAUGGCUGGGCAGGGCAAGAAUUCUGUUGUUUUUGCCCUGAGGGAGUCAAUUCAACGACUUGCGGCCGACCGGGAAAACAAAGGGUUGGAGUGAAAAUUGGAAUAGGAAUGGCUGCAUCGGGAGUUGGAAUUGGGAUCACCCUUAUUAUAAUGCUUUCCUUUAGGAAGAAACGAGUGAUCAGAAUUAUUAUGGCUUUGAUAAAGCAUAGGAGUGAGCAAUUCGAUGGCGAAAUGAAGAUUGAGGGACUUGUCUCUUCAAGAAGAUAUACCUACAAAGACAUCAAGAGGAUGACCAACUCUUUCAAAGAAAAGUUAGGUGAGGGAGGCUAUGGCUGCGUGUAUAAAGGCAAGCUUCGAGAUGAUCAAUUUGUGGCAGUAAAGCUUCUAAAGAAGCUGAAAGGCAAUGCUGAAGAAUUUUUCAAUGAAGUUGCGAGCAUAAGUAGGACUUCUCAUAUCAAUGUUGUUAACCUCUUGGGGUUUUGUUUUGAAGGAAGAAAAAGAGCUUUGGUUUAUGAGUUCAUGCCCAAUGGAUCACUCGAAAAAUUCAUAUUUAACAGGAGUAACACUUUGGAGGUAGAUCAGCAAUUGAGUUGGGACACAAUGUACCAGAUUUCGCUCGGCAUAGCUCAUGGGCUAGAGUACUUGCAUAGAGGAUGUAAUACAAGGAUCCUGCACUUCGACAUAAAACCUCACAACAUUCUUCUUGAUGCAAACUAUCAUCCCAAGAUUUCCGACUUUGGUCUUGCCAAAAUAUGCCCAAGAGAAGAGAGCAUCGUGUCAUUGCUUGGUGCCCGAGGCACCGUCGGAUACAUUGCUCCCGAGCUAAUCAUAAGGAACAUCGGAGGGGUUUCUCACAAAUCAGAUGUCUAUAGUUAUGGCAUGAUGGUUCUAGAGAUGAUCAGCAAGAGGAAAAACAUUGAAGUCACAGUAGCUCAUACGAGUGAAAUAUACUUUCCUUAUUGGGUCCACUGACGCUUGGAGCUCCGAGAAGAGCUUGGCCUGCAUGGGAUCACAAAUGAGGAGGAUGAAGGAAUUGCAAAGAAGAUGAUUGUAAUAGGCUUAUGGUGCAUUCAGAUCGAUCCGAGAGCUCGACCAUCAAUGACCGGAGUUGUGGAGAUGCUAAAAGGUAGUGUUGAUACCUUACAAAUUCCUCCCAGACCAUCCUUGUCAUCACUCUCUAGAUCACCCGAGGCUUGUCAAUGUAUGCCAGAGAGAAAUGAUUCGACUUGGCACGAUUCAAUAUCAAUUACAUCAGACUAACAUAGUUUGUAAUAGAGUAUUUACAGGGGUCAACAUAUCUACUGCUUUUGACCUGGACCCUUCA